AUGAACGUCUUGGUUUACAAUGGUCCCGGUACCACACCUGGCUCAGUUAAACAUACAACCGAGACGCUAAGACAUUUUCUCGAGCCAUAUUACGCUGUGAGUACUGUUUCUGCCAAGGCUUUGCAGACUGAGCCAUGGAUGUCAAAGGCAUCUGCACUUGUCUUCCCUGGAGGUGCAGAUCUUCCAUAUGUGAAGGAAUGCAAGACUGCUAUCCCAAAGAUAAAGGAUUUUGUUCGUAGGCAAGGCGGUCUGUUCAUUGGAUUCUGUGCUGGCGGUUACUUUGGCUCUGGCCGUGUCGAAUUCUCACAGGGCAAUUUAGAAAUGGAAGUUACUGGUAAUAGAGAACUGAAAUUCUUCCCUGGGAUUGCCCGCGGUCCAGCUUAUGAUGGAUUCAAGUAUAACAGUGAAGAUGGUGCAAAGGCUGCUCCCUUAGUUCUGCCGGACGGAACUGAAUUUGCAACUUACUUCAAUGGAGGUUCGCUUUUUGUCGAUGCGGAUCAUUACGAUAACGUUGAAGUAUUGGCUCGUUACAAGGAGCCUACAGAUGUUCGUUAUCAAGACUCUUCCUCAGGGACUGAUAGAGUGGGUCCAGCGGCUGUGGUUCUAUGCUCAGAGGGGAAGGGAAAGGCACUGCUGACAGGUCCUCAUCCUGAGUUUAUUCCACGGUUGCUGUCGAAAUCUGAUGACAAGCAUUUUCUUUCGAGAGUGGUCAAUGUUCUGAUUGAAAAUGAGGAGCAAAGAUUGAGGUUCCUCAAAGAUAUUUUUACCAAGGCAGGGCUCAACUGUAACAAUGAAUUUGCCAAUGUAAGGGCUCCUAACUUGACACCACUAUUAGUAUCGGCAUCGGAAACCCGCCAACAACUGGUGAAGAAUUUUCAAGAUAACCUUUUUACCAUCACUUCAGAUCCUACAAAAUUCGAUGAUUGUGUUGAGAUUGAUGGAGGUAAUGACAAAGUUCGGUUGUAUGAAGGGUUUAAACAGCCGUACUAUAAAGCGGCAGAUUUCUUGCGCCACGGUGAGCCAGACGAAAUUCCCAAGACUAUAAUUUUCCCUGGUGAGGGCGAGCUUUUUCCAGAUUCGACCUUGACCUCGAACUACGACAUUGCCAAGUACUUCAAAUACUUGAACCCGGACAAUACGGUAGGGAGCAUGUUGAUGUAUGGAGAAGUCGUUACCUCGACUAGUUCCUUUCUAAAUGAAAACAAAAAUGUCUUAUCAUCCAUCCCUGAUAGUUCAAUGCUGCAUGUCGGAACAAUACAAGUAUCAGGUCGCGGGAGAGGUGGAAACGUUUGGGUUAAUCCAAAGGGUGUUUCUGCUUGUACGGCUGUUAUUUCAUUGCCUUCACGCUCACCGAGGACCAAUAAACCGGUCUCAAUUGUCUUUGUACAGUAUUUGUCGAUGCUUGCAUAUUGCCAGGCAAUCACCAGUUAUGGACCUGGGUAUGAAGACUUGCCAGUUAGAAUUAAAUGGCCAAAUGAUCUUUAUGCUUUGAGUCCUAAAUACUAUCAGAACAAUAAGCUUUCACUGGUUGGGAAAGCGUUGGGACAAGGUUCAGAAUCACAAAUAGUACCAAUAACAGACAUAGAGCCCGCGUACUUGAAGAUUUCUGGUUUAUUGGUGAACUCUAAUUUCUUCAACGACAAAUUUACCCUAUUGCUUGGAUGUGGUUUAAAUGUUAGUCAUGAUGGGCCAACAACUUCUCUCAACAGUUGGAUAAACAUUCUUAACCGAGAGCGGGAAGCGGCACGCCUAGACCGUUUGGCACCAAUAGAAGUUGAAAAGUUACAUGCUUUAUACAUGAACCGUCUUGAAAUUCUUAUUAGAGCCUUUGUGGACACUGGAGCAGCCUCUAUACUCCCAGAAUACUACCGUUUGUGGUUGCAUAGUAAUCAAAUUGUUACAUUGAAAGAUCAUCAAAAUGCUAGAGCUAAAAUUACUGGUAUUACUGAGGAUUAUGGUCUUUUGAUAGCCAAGGAGCUGCAAUCCGGUAGUAACACUCAAUUUACCGGAGCCGUCUAUCAUCUGCAACCUGACGGGAACUCCUUCGACAUCUUCAAAGGGUUGAUCUCGAAAAAGGCUGUAUAA
Molecule: messenger RNA, 2085 nt
Organism: Torulaspora delbrueckii
Lineage: Eukaryota; Fungi; Ascomycota; Saccharomycetes; Saccharomycetales; Saccharomycetaceae
Gene: BPL1
Product: biotin--[acetyl-CoA-carboxylase] ligase BPL1
Exons: 1
Coding region: 1-2085 (694 amino acids)
Biological process (GO): protein modification process
Cellular component (GO): cytoplasm
Molecular function (GO): biotin--[biotin carboxyl-carrier protein] ligase activity
Source: RefSeq, a predicted model, not a curated record